Messenger RNA from Coffea arabica (coffee), 414 nucleotides. The record is from RefSeq and is a predicted model, not a curated record. NCBI's taxonomy places the organism in Eukaryota, Viridiplantae, Streptophyta, Magnoliopsida, Gentianales, Rubiaceae.
AUGAACCUCCGGCCUAGUGGAUUGAUUGGGAGGAUCAGUAAAAUCUUGCUGGCUGGUGACUCUUCAGUCUUCACCCCCAGCAUUGUGUUUGUUGCUGUGCUGUUGGAGGGUCUAAUUCUCAUGGAGUUCAAAAGUUCCCUCCGAGACUCCAAUCUGCAAAGCUGGAAUUAUUUGGAUUUUGAUCCUUGCAACUGGGCUAAUUAUAAUUUUGGAGAAGUCCAAGAGGAAAUUGGAAAUAUUACUUCAAUUGAGGGGCUUGUGGUUUACAGUAACAAUCUUACUGGAAUAAUUCCAUCAUCCAUUGGCAGAUUGAGAAGGGUUAAGAUCUUAAGGGCAGGUAACAACAAUUUUUCAGGUCAAAUUCCUGCAGAAAUCAGUAUGAAUGAGAGUUUGGAAUUCCUUGGACCAGCUUGA